Molecule: messenger RNA, 1604 nt
Organism: Aplosporella prunicola CBS 121167
Lineage: Eukaryota; Fungi; Ascomycota; Dothideomycetes; Botryosphaeriales; Aplosporellaceae
Exons: 2
Molecular function (GO): ADP binding; protein binding
Source: RefSeq, a predicted model, not a curated record
AACCCCUGAGUAACUAUUAGGUAUAUCGCUAACUUAUUGAAAGCUACCGUGUCUCUCCAAACCUAUUAUGAGGUUCCCCAUAUCGCCGUUUCCAAAUUUUUCGGACGGGAACAGCUUCUAUGCAAUAUCGACACAUGCCUCAAGCAACAACGAAAUGACAAGGCGAAGCCUACAACAGUGGUGUUGCAGGCAAUGGGGGGACAAGGAAAGAGCCAAAUUGCAUUGGAGUACUGUAGAAGGUCAAAAGAAGACUAUCGCGGCAUCUUUUGGGUCGAUGCAACCUCAAGAGACACAGCAGAAAGAAGUUUUGAGAACAUUGCUACGAGGCUUAACAAGGUAGCCGCAGACAGUGCAUAUGACGUCGCUGCAAUGGUCAAUCUUGUGUUGGAUACGAUCGGACAAUGGAAACAGCCCUGGUUACUUGUUUUCGAUAAUUAUGAUCGCCUCGAGGAUUUUCGAACCGUUAGGGACUUUUUCCCUGAUUGCGGCCAUGGCUCUAUCAUCAUUACCAGCCGGCACGAGGGUGUGAAAUUCUUGGGAAAAUUGAUUCCCAUUCCAUCCAUGACAGACGACGGGGGACUAGAGCUUCUACUCCGGGAUUCUCCACCUCAGCUUUCUGAGAGCGAUCAGUACUAUGGCGAACAGAUCGUAAGACGUCUUGGUGGCCUUGCCCUAGCGAUCGAACAAGCCGCUGCCUUUAUCGAUUUUCGGCAGAUGGAGUUGCCGGACUUCUUGCCAAUAUAUGAGAAAAAGAGAAAAGAAGUACUACAACAUACGAGAGAGCUCUGGGAGUACCGAAGGCAUACACAUGACUCAGAAGAGAAGGUAGAACUAACGGCGUUCACGACAUGGGAAAUGAGCUUCGAACAAAUCAAAGGUCGUGACCAGGAUUAUCGAGAGGAUAUAACGAGAUUUUUAAGCGUGUCUGCUUUCCUUGAGCCUUCGAAGAUUACGGAAUACCUCUUUCGUAAGGGUCACGAACUGAACCACGCAUCGAUCCACUGGCUCAGCAUUUUUACUUUCCCAGACUCAGACUCAGACUCAGGCUCUGACACAACAGAUGAAGAUAAUAUACGGCCAUGCUGGGAUCAAAAUGAAUUCGAACAAAUACUUCAGCACCUCCGUCGCCUGUCCUUAAUCCAGAGCACCCAAAGUACGAGGACAAGCAUUUGGUUCUCGAUACAUCCACUUAUACGCGACUGGCUCCAGUUACGGGAGAAAUCAUCCGUCCGGAAAGAAAUCCUACGAGAAGUUAUUAGACUAGUAGCAUCGGUAAUAUAUGAUGCAAUAGAAGGAGCUCCCCUUGAGAUCAAGCAUGAACUUCUCACACAUCUUGAUUCAUGUAUGAGUAACCACUCAUUGCUUGAGGCUAGAGAGCUAGGCAGUCUAAAGAUGGGAUUCGAGACAACAAUCUUCGGUGAAUUUUAUAGGUCCCAAGGGCAUUACAAAAAGUCAGAAGAACUUUUUGAAAUCCUUCUACGGGAGGAAGAAUCAAAAUUAGGACAGGAGCACCCAGAUACGCUGUCUAGCAUAGCAAAUCUCGCGUCAACGUUUUGUGACCAGGGAAGGUGGAAGGAGGCAGAAGAGCUAGAGGUGCAGGUGAU